AUGUAUAUUUUUAAACAAAAAACUUCGUGACAACAUCAAAACAAUGAGACAACUGUACAAUAGAUUCAGAUUUAUAAGCAAUAAGAAUAUCCAGAAUACAAAUAGAGAGCUCAAUGUAACUCUGCAACUUCUGCUAAAGAAUUACUUUCGUAAACUGGUGAACUUAAAAGUAAAAACAGAAGAUAUGGAUAUUUUUUUGGCAAAUGUAUUUAAUUUUAAUUAUCGAAAUCUAAUCGUCUCUCAAUCGACUCCUUAUAUGAAUUUUAAAACAUUUUCCAGUGAUGAAUUGCAGGUGGACGUAAAAGAGUUAAUUAUCAAGGAACAUUUUAUGUCGCUGUAUAUGUUGAUACCUUCUUCAACAAGCACUAACAAAACGGUCAAAACAGAUAUGAGCAUUGGCCUUUCCAGCUUGAUUGAAAGAUUGUCAACAAGCGAGGGAAUGGAUAUACUUCAAAAGUUACUGUCUUGUGCAGAAAGAGAUAAAUCACUGUCUAUCGUUAUUCCGCCGACCUUCGAAAUCGAAAAGUAUCUGGAUAUGCGUGCUCUGUUGAGGGAACUAGGCGUCGAGCAAUUAUUGACGUCCGACGCGAUUCCUUUGGACCACAUCUUUGUGGAAGACAAUCAAUUCGUGCACUUCGGCAAUGCCGUGCACCGUGCUCGUGUCAAGGUCACGCAGGAGGACGUCAAGGCGGCUGCAGUAACCGUAAUCAGCGGACAGGAACCCUGUUCGAACGACAUUAUAACCGACGUAAAUACCGAUUAUCCAUUUCUUUGGUUAAUUUACGAUAAAAUGAAAGCAGAUAUUCUCUAUAUCGGCGUCUUUAAUGAAGUUAACAAGCCCGUUUCUUGA
Molecule: messenger RNA, 850 nt
Organism: Nylanderia fulva
Lineage: Eukaryota; Metazoa; Arthropoda; Insecta; Hymenoptera; Formicidae
Product: serine protease inhibitor 88Ea-like
Molecular function (GO): serine-type endopeptidase inhibitor activity
Source: RefSeq, a predicted model, not a curated record